This is a messenger RNA of Trametes versicolor FP-101664 SS1, 984 nucleotides long. RefSeq lists its product as uncharacterized. The record is from RefSeq and is a predicted model, not a curated record. The transcript is spliced from 3 exons. The annotation marks the transcript as partial. Lineage: Eukaryota; Fungi; Basidiomycota; Agaricomycetes; Polyporales; Polyporaceae.
GGAGAGCUCGAACAUCGACACGUCAAACACUUCUACGCGCGCACCAACAAGCACAAGUACGAAUAUCAAAUCGCGCAGCACACCCGGCGCGCUGAGAAGCUCCGCAUAAUCAAGAAGGCGUUGGCCGCGGCUGCAGAGCAGGGAGACAGCGCCGUCCAGAAGGAGCCUGUUGUUGACAAGGGCGGUGCACCUGGUGCGGACACUGACGACAUGGCGUACGCCAGUCCGUGGGACCGGUACCAUAUUGCCAAGUCUCAGUGCGACGGCCAUGAGAUUACGGCCUGGGCCACGGAGCACGCGGACGAUCCGGCGUUCAAGGAUUUCGUUCCUCGCCUUCAAGCCCAUCUCCUCUCGCGUCUGGACGAUCACGCGGAUGACCCCGACCACACACCGCCAUCUGUGUACAUUGCCGGCAACCGUCUGUAUCAUCACCGCGUGUUCCGGGUGAACUACACGACGUACGACGUCCGGCGAGCACAGGACUCGGUGAACCCGCGGACUCAUCCACACAUCAUGCUCCUCUCCCCCCCAAGCGACUCUUCCGACGCCGAAUCGAGCACGGACGGCUCUAAUGCCACCUCCGAGUUGGACGACCAUCCCUUCCUCUACGCACGUGUCAUCGACAUCUUCCACAUCAACGUCCAUCCCCUGACGUCUGCUGGGGGGCCUCUCAUUCGCGUGGACGUUCUCUGGGUACGCUGGCUCUCAUUGGACGCUCUGGCACCGGGAGGCUUCAAGGCCAAGCGCUAUCCUCGCGUCGAAUUCACCAAGGACACGGACGGCAGCGAUCCCGCAUUCGGCUUCGUCAAUCCGCAAGAUGUCCUCCGCGGUGCACACCUCAUCCCGGUGUUCGCAUGCAAGCGCACCAAGGACCUUCUUGGGCCGUCCGCGGCCGCUCGUGUAGGCCCGGAGUACUCCGAUCUUCAAGCGGCCGAUGUGGAUAGUGACUUCCGGUAUUACUAUGCCAACAUGUACGUGCUCUGA